UGCUCCUUCGGCAAUGCCACAGUCCCCACUCUGAUGAGACGAUGAGAACCUACACCCGUGGCCCCACAGUCUUCUUCAUAAGUCUGCUGUGGCCCCUGCUCGCCCGGCUGGCGGCGGCGGAAGUGGACCCCAGCGGAGGAAUCCCCUAUGGAGGCAACUACAAUGGCCAUCCCAUGCUGUACUUCAGUCGGGGCGAUGUGGAGGCGCUGCAGUACGCAGCCACCGGCACUCAUCGGGACAUGGCGAGGAGGAUACGCGAGGCUGGGGAAAGCAUGCUGGAGCAUCCCGAGAUGUACCUGCCCCCCUGGAGCCCCGCAGAGUUCAGCGCCCGCUGGAACGAGGUUUACGGAAACAACCUGGGCGUGCUGUCCAUGUUCUGCGUGCUGUACCCACACAGGGCCGGGGCCCUCGACCUGGUCAAAGACUACAUGGAGAGGAUGGCGUCUCAGCCUAGUUGGUUGGUUAAAGAUGCCCCCUGGGAUGAAGUUCCUUUGGCGCACUCUUUGGUCGGGUUCGCCACCGCUUACGACUUCCUGUACGAGUACUUGAACAAGGGCCAGCAGGAGCGAUUCCUCCAGGUGAUCGGCAACGCGUCCCGCCUGAUGUACGAGAAGUCCUACGUCCGAGGCUGGGGGUUCCAGUACCUGCACAAUCACCAGCCCACCAACUGUGUGGCGUUGCUCACUGGAAGCCUGGUGUACAUGACCCAAGGUUACCUCCAGGAGGCCUACCUGUGGACCAAGCAGGUCCUGUCCAUCAUGGAGAAGUCCAUGAUCCUUCUGCAGGAUGUGACGGACGGCUCCCUGUAUGAGGGCGUGGCCUACGGGACUUACACCACCCGCUCUCUGUUCCAGUACAUGUUCCUGGUGCAGCGCCACUUUGCCAUCAGCCACUUCGACCACCCCUGGCUGCUGAAACACUUCGCCUUCCUGUACAGGACCAUCCUGCCAGGAUUUCAGCGGACUGUAGCCAUUGCAGAUUCCAACUACAACUGGUUCUACGGGCCGGAGAGCCAGCUGGUCUUCUUGGACCGCUAUGUGUUACGUAAUGGCAGUGGAAACUGGCUGGCAGAUCUGAUUCACCAAAACAGGGUGAUGGAGGGGCCAGGGCAGGCUGGGAAAGGCCAGAGGUGGUGUACUCUCCACACAGAGUUCAUCUGGUAUGACCCAGGACUGUUUCCAAAGCCUCCUUCAGAUUUCGGAACGUCCCAACUCCACUACUUUGAGGACUGGGGCGUGGUGACGUACGGCAGCGCUUUGCCUGCUGACACCAACCGCACGUUCCUCUCCUUCAAGUCAGGGAAGCUGGGGGGGCGCGCCAUCUUCGACAUCGUUCACAUGAACAAGUACAAGGAGUGGAUCAAAGGGUGGAGGAACUUUAACGCCGGCCACGAGCACCCGGAUCAAAACACUUUCACCUUUGCGCCCAAUGGUGUCCCAUUCAUCACGGAGGCACUGUACGGACCCAAGUACACUCUGUUGAACAAUGCGGUGUUGUUUCGCUCCGCCAUCUCAGGGAGUUGCUUUAAGCCGUGGGCUGGACAGGUUACGGAAGCCUGCGAUUCCAAGUGGCUGAAGUACAAGGUGGGGUUGGCGGCGGAUGCCCAGGGCAGAGUGGAAGCCGCCAUGGAGAGACAGGGAAUGGUCUUCAUCCGUGGUGAGGGACAUUCGGCUUAUAAUCCAGAGCUGAAGAUCAGAAACUUCCAGAGGAACCUGCUCCUUCUUCACCCACAGCUCCUGCUCCUCGUGGACCACAUCCACCUGGAUCCAGACAGCCCAGCCGGAGCCAUAACAGCCUUCUUCCACAACACGGAACUCCCAUUCCAGGGUACAAAGGUGGACGGUGUUCAUGGAGCGUUUGUAUCACACGGUGAGGAUCGGUAUAAGAUGUUUUGGAUGGAUGACACAGGCUACAGUAACAAAGGAGUGGUAGGUUACUGGAAUUACCCUCGAGGGUACCCGUACAAUGGCUCCAACUAUGUGAACGUCACAAUGCCAUUGAGGUACCCACACACCCGGGUGGCCUACAUUUUCUUUGGACCAGGCGUGGACGUGCAGAGCUUCAGCUUACGUGGCGACGACCAGAGAGUGGAUAUUUACCUGGCCACCAAGGAUCACACCUACACCAUCUACCUGCUGACGGGAGAGGUCAGCAGCAAGCCUCUGUUCGCCAUGGUGCUGCUGGACAACAAAAAGAUUGUGUUCGAGAAGGCAGCGGCGACGGCGGAAGACAGCUCGCCUGAGGAGGUCGAGGAGUACGUCAACGUGAUGGAGGACAACCUCCAGCACGUCAAGCCCGUCUUCCAGCAGAUGGAGAGACACAUCCUCGGGCGGGUUCUCAACACCGCUAGCUUCCGUAAGACUGCGGAGCGCCUCCUCCAGUUCUCCGACAAGAAGAAGACGGAGGAGGUUAUCGAGAAGAUGUUCGCCAUGUCCAAGAAACAGGGCAAGGGUAAAGGGGGCAAGAGAGUGAACCUUGGGGAGAAGCUUUCGGAGACUCUACCUGACAUUUUUGCACAGAUUGAGGUGAAUGAGAAAAAAGUAAGACAGAGGACUUCAAAGCGUACGUAUGAGGACAGUCCGGAGGAGGGAGAGGGAGAGUCGCGGGCCUUUAUGGAUUACACAGACGGCCGCAAAAACAGAAAGGGGGCCUUUGUCAAGGGCCGCAAAUUCAACGAGGUUCACAUGGUGGCCACGGCAGGCAGCGAGGGUCUGAACAGCACCGCCUCCUACAUCCGACUCUUCCUGCUCCUGAACACCGCCACCUUCUUUCUGCUGCUGGCCGUGUUACUGACUCGCUUCCAGAAAGGUCGCAGUUUGCACACGCAGAGAUGUUUCUACACCAUCCUCCUGAUCGACUGCUUCAUCUUACUGUACCUGUACUCCUCCUGCUCGCACACGCAGUGUUAACGCCAGGAGGGCGAGGGGUCGUCUAACUUCAGGUAGGGCUGGGUACCAAAUCAGUU
Messenger RNA from Etheostoma spectabile (orangethroat darter), 2965 nucleotides. Its product is annotated as dermatan-sulfate epimerase-like. Gene Ontology annotation, molecular function: chondroitin-glucuronate 5-epimerase activity. The record is from RefSeq and is a predicted model, not a curated record. NCBI's taxonomy places the organism in Eukaryota, Metazoa, Chordata, Actinopteri, Perciformes, Percidae.